Molecule: messenger RNA, 2259 nt
Organism: Achroia grisella
Lineage: Eukaryota; Metazoa; Arthropoda; Insecta; Lepidoptera; Pyralidae
Gene: PRL-1
Product: PRL-1 phosphatase
Exons: 6
Coding region: 770-1285 (171 amino acids)
Biological process (GO): protein dephosphorylation
Cellular component (GO): nucleus
Molecular function (GO): protein tyrosine phosphatase activity; protein tyrosine/serine/threonine phosphatase activity
Source: RefSeq, a predicted model, not a curated record
CAGUCUCUGCACGACCGCGGCACGGACAGUGUCGGCCCGUUGAGAUGUGAACGUAUAACCUCCAAUUCUGUCUACGACGACAGCUACUGUUACGUGUGCACGAUAGUUUCAGUUACUUUCGACACCCCUACCGGUUCAUUAACUUUAUUUUGUCUUUCUACGGCUAUUGUUGCGUAUGCUACGCCGGAUACACAUCUGGAGAUCUCUUCUGUGGCGACAUUGAUGGAGUUCCGCUUGGACAGCGCGGAGUACUGCCAGGCUCAACACAAAUAAACUAGAGGGCGUUACGUGCGAGAGGGGGCAAAAGCGUGCCACCGCUGGACUCAUGCUGCCGGGAGCGCGCGCUGAAACUACGCACCCUGCGCACUAUUCGACGUACACCCACCCACAGUUACCUUAAAUUUGGAACCCACUGUUAAUUGGAGCAUAUCAUACUGUAACCGAAGUACGAGUGAGACCUACAAACUUAUGUUAAACGCUUAAUUUCAUUCCCAAUUCUGUACUUUUGUUUGGCCGUUUUCGAAUGUGCUCAAGUGGUUGAAGGCGUUAUCAAUGCGGGUGGCUCCCAUUAUAUAAUUGGACCCUUUCUAAACCAAACUAAGGAAACUGCCGUGUGUUGUGUGGAAAUAGAGUGACAGUUUGCCUGUUAGACUCUGACGGACCGUGACACCUUUCUCUGACGCGUGUGAAGUGUUGUAACACCUUGUGCUACGCCGUUUUCGAGACGCCGCCAAUUGUCGAUACUUGGAGGGAAGAGUACGAGGUCAUCAUGAAGCAAAAAGACAUCAGACCUGCGCCGUCGCUCAUUGAGUACAAGAGCAUGCGCUUCUUGAUCACCGAUCGCCCUUCGGACGUCACCAUUCAGACCUAUCUCCAGGAACUGAAGAAGCAUAAUGUAUGCAUAGUAGUGCGUGUGUGCGAGCCCAGCUACGACACCGCACCUCUGAAGGCGGAGGGGAUAGAAGUUCGCGAUCUCGCGUACGAUGAUGGCACUUUCCCACCUGUCAAUGUCGUCGAUGACUGGUUCGAGAUACUGCGCGAAAAAGCUCAAAAUAAACCAGAAGCAGCAGUCGCUGUUCACUGUGUGGCGGGCUUGGGGCGCGCACCAGUCAUGGUGGCCAUCGCACUCAUAGAACUCGGGAUGAAGUAUGAAGAAGCCGUCGAAACUAUUAGGGAUCAGCGACGUGGGGCUAUUAAUGCGAAGCAGCUCUCUUAUCUGGAAAAGUAUCGACCAAAAUCGCGUCUUAAGAAGAAUGGCAACAAGAACAACUGCUGCGUGCAGUAGGUAGUAGGCUCGGGUCGCCGACGCCCACCUAGCCGCGUCUGUAGGAAACCGUCCUGCGCCCGUAACAGCGAAUCUAACUCUGCUUUCACACACACACUUAGACAAGGGAGCAUAGACAAAAAUAAAAUUAGUUCUUAACAUAGAUGUCGCCUGUUUUUGACGACCAUUUUAUUUUAUUAUCAUUAUCUUUUGAGGGGGAGUUGUAACCGAAUUCUGCCUUAAAAUUUGCACGUGGAAAAUUACACACAUUCCUACUUAGUUACCCGCGAACUGACAGAGAAUUUGGUUAUGAUCUCAGUACCUCUAUUUUAUGUCUUUGACAUGUUUAUCUUGAAUUUUCUAUGAAAUAUAAUUGAGAGCCUUAUUGUAAGCUAAUGUUUGUAUGGUCAAGUAAAUGUGUAACCCGCGCCUUGUGCUCUACUGUGUAUUAGUGGAAUAUGUUAAAUAGAAGCAAACCACGAUUUGUGUUCAUAGUUGAAACAGUUACUCGGGUAUUAAAUUUAUAUAUUUAAUAUCAUAAUAAAUUACAAUAUCCAUAAUAAAAAUGCAGUCAAUGUGUGCUCUUCGAUAAUAUUUUUUUGUGUGAUUAAGUCAUGAUAAUUUUCUAUUACAUAUUAUUUCCUUCGUAGCUACAUUUAUUUUUUUAAUAAAUUGAGACAUAAUAUGAUUUUUACUCUGAAAUAUGUUAAGUAUAUAAUGUUGUAAAAAUGCUUUUGUAAAAGAUGUUGUGAGAAAAUAGACACAAUUAAUGCAAUUAACGAAAUAAAAUAGUAUUCCAGAAUAAUUCAAACUUUGACGAUACGGUUCAAGAUAUUCUGAUAACAAGAUUACCAUACUUGAAACUUGACAUCGUUGAUGAAAUAACUCUUUGAUAUUAUUUUUCUAUUUCUAAUUUUAUGAAAUAUUUAAUGAAAAAUAUAUGAUCGUGUAAUUACGGAACAGUCACAUUCAUGAAUAAAAAUAUUUAUAAUCAA